This is a messenger RNA of Uranotaenia lowii, 7297 nucleotides long. RefSeq lists its product as uncharacterized. Lineage: Eukaryota; Metazoa; Arthropoda; Insecta; Diptera; Culicidae. The transcript has 3 exons. Gene Ontology annotation, molecular function: protein binding. The record is from RefSeq and is a predicted model, not a curated record. The coding region runs from base 1024 to 6096 and encodes 1690 amino acids.
UCAUCAUCGUCGAGUGAAGACACUACGGAUCAGGAACGGAGUUUUCAUUCUUUCGUAGUCGUUUUGUGAUGCGCGACGUUUCUGGUUCUUGAUUUCUCUUCGCUUGCUUCGAUUGUGCGGUUUCUUACACGUUCGCUCGUUCAUUUGCCGUGCAGACGAGAUCACUUCUCAGUUGGCCAAGAUUUUGUGCAGUUGCCGCCACUCUGCUCGGCUCGGGUGUUGGCAUGGAGACAAGUGCAUCGAGCGAUUCGGCUUACUUUGUUCCACUGGAACUUCCAUCCAGAUGUGUGCGGUCUUGUUAAGUGACAGUGACACGGUGCUGGUAAAUUACUAUAACGGAAAUUCAAUUAUAUCAAAACAAAUAGUGGGCCAGAUUUGAAACGGAAAGUGACCACAAACCAAAACAAAAGCAAUAACAAACACAACGUACAAUAAGCAUAAAUUUUCAUCAAAGUGAAAAGCGGCGCUCUCUGUUCUGCCCGAACGGUGAUUAAGGAAGACACAAACGAGCGGUUUGGAUUAAAAGAAGAAAAAAUAAGAAAAGAUCAAAAGGUGUCGGCAGUUUGUGUUUGGUGUGGGUGGUUUUUGUAGUGAUUUUUCGGGAAUUAAUGAGAGAAAAAGAAUUGUUAUUAUAAUUGGAUCUGAAGUAUGCGUGCGUAGAAGCAACAAAAACAACGACUUGGAAAACAACAACAGACGCACGGUUUGGAGAUUUGAAAAACAAAAAAAAACGUUUAUACCGAGAAGCGUCGGUAAGGAAACGGUAGUUGAGGAUCGGUGAGAAACGACAAAAGCCAGAGAAGGAACGCGUGCCUCAAUUUCCUGGCAUCAGUUUGCCGGUAUUUUUUUUUACCGAAAAUUCAACGCAGUAGGCUGACAAGCAUCAUCAUCGAUAGCAACAAAACCUACACGCGCUGACAUUCACUGCUGAUUACGAAACCAACGGUACAACAGAAUAAUGGUUCAACAGUAGUAACGCGCCCUGCCCCAAUAGAAGAGGAAGCAUUCCCUAACCCGGUUCAGAUGGAUUUUCUCAAAGCGAUUAACAAUGGGCAGUACGAAGCGGUCCGAUUGGCUUUACAGCAGCAGCCUGAUGGUCUUUUGUUGGACAGUCAAGACGAUCGUACGGGCAAUGGUCCGUUGCACGUGGCCAUCGGAGCCAAGCGGAAUCGAACCAAGUUGAUUGAGCUGUUGAUUGGAGCCGGCGUCGAUUGUGACUUGGUUAAUCGAGAUGGUUUGGUGGCUUCGGAAAUGGCGCUGGCAGCUGGUAGCAGCAAUGUGGCCGAAUUUAUGAUGAGGAAGGAGUUUGAGGGAGUUCCAGACGAUCGAGCCGUUUAUCGGUUAAUACGUCGUGGAUCCGUCGAGCUGUUGCAGAUCUACUUGGAGAAACGAGCGUUCGAUAUUCACACGAAAAUGAAAGUCAUCCGCAGAGUGGUUGAUGAGCUGACCUUUAAAGGAGUUGUGAUUAAGGAUCGUAUGAAGGUUUUUCUGGAGUAUCAGCUGGUGGAAUACAGCUAUCGAUAUGGAUCGACUGGUGGCGGCGGUGGCGUGGCUUAUGCGGCUAAGAAGAAGUCAGAUGGCGGUGCUGCUUUGUUGGGUGAUGAAGAGGCUAAGAGGCGCAUUGAGCUGAUAUUGUGCUAUACCAAAUAUUUGAAGGAGAACUACGAUGCGAAUGAUUUGAACGAUCUGGAUGAUAAGUUUGUGCUGCGGUUGCGAGUGAUUUGUGAAUGUUGUCAUUUUUUGGAAGAGGCCGAGAAAAAACGCGAUCGAAAGCUGUUCAAGCAUAUACCCCUAGCAGAGAUAACCUAUUUGAUUGGAGUAUUUUUAGCCAUUCUGAAGCGGCACGUUGGGUUCGAAAUUUACAAGCUUGUUCUUAAUAAAGCGAUGAUUAUGUCGUACUUGGAGGCGGUGUGCGACGAACUUCGAUUGGCCAUGGAUGGCAGUGGAGGAGGAAGCAGACAAUUUCAAUGGACGGCCCAGCUGUUGUUGGAUCUCAUCGGCUGUGUUCGCGAGCAACGCUUGGCCAGAUAUGUUUCCAAGAGGAAGAGGCUGAACAAGGAGUUGACACGGCUAGUGACCGCCGCCGAAAGUGAUCUUGGGUGUGCCGAACGGGAGCUGGUAAUGAAUGAAAUUGGACGGAAGGAUUUCCAAGUGCUGCGAGAGGGCGUGUUGGAAUGGCCUGAUGACAGCAAAUGGUGUGUGGAAAAAUUUGUCGGCUAUCUUGGCAAAUGCGAGCAAAAGACAAUCGUACAACUUUGGCAACAGCAACAUCCGAAGCUCCGCCUCUCGAAGCGACAGGUGCACUUUGUGAUGGGACGCAAAGAGCUGGCUAAAAUCAGAUCGCGCACCAUCCGAGAGCUUAGUAAAAAUAAAAUGAAACUAAUCGAGAAGGAAAUUAACUUGCGAGAAUUUCAAUCUCUUGCCAAAUGUACGGCACGGAAAAAUCGUGUUAUCUUUCAACGGAUACGAAAGAGUUUCUGCCAGAUUCGGCAAAUGUGCACGAUCAAAAAGAUUGCCCAAUACAUUGAAAACGUCAUCGUAAUCGAUCUGGAUGACGUAGCAAAUGAGUCGCUUAGUGUUUUAGCAAUCAAACGUGUCCUGCACCUGAUUCAAGAAUCGAUUGUCAGUAGCAGCGAUCAUCAACAAUUUACUUUUGCCAAGAUGCUCGAUAAUAUACUCGAUCAUGUUCUCUUCCCAGUGGAAGAUUCUAUUAAAAAUCACGACGUCCGCGACUUCUUCUCGCAAAAAUAUUCCUUAGCGAAGUACUUUAUCAAUAAGGCACUCGACGUUAGUCAGUACAAAAUCAUUCAGAACAACCUUCGUUCGGUGUAUCGAUUCUUGCUGUACGUAAUCAACAUCCAGCUGAUAGAGGCCUACAAAACCUUCCUCGGCACGGCGUAUUGUUUCACCAACAUACAGCAGAUGAAAUCGUACGCAAAGUACAUAGGAGACCAUAAUCUGCACACGCUCACCCACAUCCGGUUCGAUCACGAGUUCUAUGAUGAACGGGAAACGGGAACCACGAUUGCAGAACUCAAACGUAUGUACACCGGAAUGGCCAACGAGCUAAAGCUGCUAUCGUUCAUCGAAAAGAACAUCCACUUUCGAUUCUAUCAUAUGCAGUAUCAUCAAACGCAGCUACGGGUCACGCUAGGAAAUUUCUCCGUUGUCUAUCGAGCAUUGCGAUCGAAUGGGUGCUACGAAGCUGUUCGAAAUUUACUGCACUCUUAUUUGAAACAAAGCUAUCAAAAAUAUGACGUAUCGAAAUCGAUCUCGAUUUCGGAUUCGGCGCUGGCGCUGAAGGAAUUGUUGAGGCCGUACAGUGGUGGAAUUGGCGAAAGUGAAGAAACGGCAGCGGUGGUGAAACAUCUCGAGCAGCUACAGCAACUGAUGGACCCGGACCGACUGUUUGGGAUCAAUCCGGUACGUGUGCGUAGAAAGAUAAGCGGCAAUGGAGGUGCUGACAAGUAUCAGCAAUUUACUCGAAAGAUUCUGAAAGAGUUGGAAGGGAACGGAGUGGAGUUUGAAGCGGCAGAUUACCACCAGCUGCACGAGAAGAUGAGGAAAACAUAUUAUGAAAAUAUCUUCCUGCUGCAGAAUCGCUACCGAGUUAUGCAGGAGUUUUUCCGACUGAAGGGCAUUGCGGUGGAUGCGAAAGUGUUGGCAGGUUAUCGAGAGCGAGAUGAAGAACUGCUGCAAGAACUUUAUGACUCGAAGAUCAACGAUAUGGUGGAGCUUUUGGAGAAGUUCGAUUGCGGAAGUGUCGAUCAACUGCUGGAACUGGCCGGAGGUGAGCUGCCUGCAUUUGUAAAUAUUGCGCUAGAGUUCUCUUUGAUGGAGGUUAUGGAAAUCCUAACGUCGGUGAACGUUUUGCAUUCGAUUGAUGAUAAGAAUGAUUAUGCGCCCACUCUGACGGGAAAAAGCUUAUUCAGCUACUUUGGAGAAGAUUCCUUACACCAGGAACUUUUUACAUUCAACUCGAGUGCGGUGACUGUAGUGCAUGCAUUGGUGUUCAAGCAUCACACUGUUAAGCUGUAUGAAAGGUGUUCUCAGUUGUCGGAUGGAACAUCAAUGGAAAUGGUUACGAAGUAUGGCGAAAGGCUUCAGCAGAGGUGGCAGUGGCUGGAAAUGCAGAACAUGCUUUUUGAUUCGGCACGAAAAGGUGAUUUGCAGCUGAUUAAGGAAUGUAUCGGUGAGGGAGCCGAUCUAAACGGUCAACGUUUUGGACCACUUCUUAACGAACUGUGCCAUUACAAUGUGGUUGAUUGUGCGAUCGUAGAAAAUUUAACUUGUAUGAUCGAUUUGUUGAAUGAAGACAUUGAAAAUAUCCCACAAAAGAGAAGAAUGUUCCUCGAAUACCUCCUGGUUCGAACGGUGAAAUCACACUUUUUGGCUGGGAAGUUUAGUGACCUUCUGGCGGAAAAUCGUAGAAUGUUGAUUCUGUUUUUGGCGAUGUUUAAUGGCGACGUUGAUCUGUUUCUCAAGAACGUGGAUAAAUACCAAGCCCGUGACGAUCUGCACAUGUUUGUAAACGAAGAUAACCACGAAUUUGUGACAAAAAUUAUGCGUCACAUCAAAAAUGAAGAGGCUGCUUUAGACGUUUCGUUAUUGCACAAAGUAGUAACGUCGGGAAAUAUAGAGGCAUUGAAGGUUUUGAUCACCGUGCCUGGAUUGAAUCUAAAUGCAACUAAUCCUAUGAAGUACACUGCACUGAACUUAGCUUGUAGACUCAACCUACAGGAAAUGGCUGUUAUUCUGGCAGGUUCGGGGGUUGACGUAAAUGUCAUGAGUGAGGACGAAAAACUGGCGGUAUUUUGGUUGAUCCAAUAUCAACAUUCAAGUACCGUAGUUGGCAUGGCAAUAGAUUCCAGAACAGAUCUUACCUCCUUCUCGACUGAGCUUUGUUUGCUACACAAAGCCAUUGAGUUCGACAACCUGGAUGUGGUAAAGUAUCUAAUCGAAUACCAUCAGGUUGAUCCAACAAGAAUUUACUCCAAUUGUAACAACCUAUUGCAUGCUGCAGCGAGCUUCAAUCGGACUCAAAUCUUGGACUAUCUACUGACUAUUCCAGGCAUCCGUAAAUUGUUGAACAACCCAAAUCUGGUCAAAAAUACCCCACUCAACAUCGCUUGUAAGGAAGGUCACAUGGAAGCUGCCAAGAAACUGCUCGAACAGGGUGUUUACAAGGACAUCUGUGGCGAGUACGGACUCAAUGCCCUAGCCUUUGCCAUGUACACAAACAGUUUUAAGCUAAUGAAGUUGCUUUUCCGAUAUGGUGCCAAAAUAAGUUACCCACUGAGUUCGGACUUUCAACCGAUUAACAUAGCCAUUCAAAACCGAAGCAUCCCGAUGUUGAAGUUUCUGUUGCGACGUGGCGUAGAUAUCGAAGGGGCGCCCAUGUGCUUUAUCAACGCUGUCCAAGCACGAUCGAAGGAUAUGAUCCGGAUAUUGGCUAAUGCAACCGGGGCUGUGAAGAACAUUAACUUCAAAGAUGAGUUCUGCCAAACGGCCCUACAUCUAAGCGUAGAACGAGAUGAGCUAGAAGUGGCACGAGAAUUGAUUCGUUGUGGUGCGGACAUCAAUGUGAAGAAUCGAUCAGGAACUACGCCACUCCAUCUGGCCGUGGCAAAGGGAAACACGCGCUUUGUUCAGCUACUCCUGGACAGUCGGCAGUGUUCGGUAGAUGAACUCAACUAUCAAGGUGAAACGUCACUUAUCAAAGCAGUUGUGUGCAAUAAUCUAGAAAUAGUAAAACUUCUUCUCAACAACGGCGCAAGCGUUGAGCGACUUCGCAACAGUGAACCCUCGGUCCUGCUGUAUCUGGUUCAGGAAAACUACGAAGAAAUCCUGGACUACCUGUUGCAGAAUUAUCACUUUGAUCCGAACGAGCGGGACAGUUACGGCAACUCGCUCCUGUAUGUGGCCACCCAGCACAAUCACUUCAACAUCGUUAAGCUACUGGUGGACAAAUACCAGGUGCGGGUUAAUCCGAUCAACCACAAAAAGCUGACGCCGCUGAUGAUCGCCCGGGCCAAGGAGUACAAGGAGAUCUUCAGCUUCCUGGAAUCGAAAGUGGGCCUUGUUAGCGAAGAAUAACUUACCUUAGGAUUGUGUUGCUAUUUUUGUUUGUUUUCUAGACUCUAGUUGGUUAAAAUUAUUUAUUGAAACUUUGUUUUAUCGGGCCUCUGCUCUUUUAUUUAUUACCCUCGAUUCACGAUAGAUUUAAAGGUGCCAUAUUUAUAGAAGUGUUUUCUUAGUUUGUAACUGCUCUACGCGUAUCUUUAGCCAAUCCAACCCCUAGCCCGAAUGUGAGAAAAUCAUCCUAGAUGAUCCAAAAAUUAAACCCAUCUAAUGAGUAGGAUGCACAAAAUAAUAAGGAUAAUGAUAAUUUAAAGAAAUCAUAAAUUUAAGAUCUUAAAAGUUGUGAUUUGAUGUAACUUUUUUGUACAAGGUGCACUGUAAAAAAAAAACAAGCUGCUUGAUCGUAGAAUAAUUCGUCUUAGAGGGUGUAAUGAUAGAAAAUCUAAUCGGUGUAAUUUUCCCAUCCUUGAGCAUCUACAUAGAAAACCCAUCCAACCAUUUUGUCCGGCACAUUCCAGUCGUCGAAUACAAAAUAAAAUCUCUUUGAAAAAAAAAUCUAAUAUACCACUCAACGUUCAAUCAAAAAACAUGCAUAGACAGAUUUAUUUUACUUAGAAAGAAGGAUAAUUUUGUGCCAGCUGGAUUUAAUCUCAAAUAAAAAAUGAAAAUUGUGCUAGUUUUAACAAUGUGAUUUUAAUAGUUUUCUUUCAUAGACAUAGCAAAAUAGUUUUGCAAACAGUGCCAAUCUCGUUUAAGUUUCUUUUCUUAAUAUCCGGUACAAAAUAGUUUAAAGAGAAGAACAAAUCACAAAACACACACACACGCCGAGAAGAAAUUCAACGGUCUGAAGUACCUUUUAUGUUUAACUCUAAUCACUUACUUUACUAGGGGAAAAUCUACAAGAAAUUUAUAGCUAUCCACAGUCGACAUAAGAUAAACUCACUCUUCACUUCAAUGCAUUACAUUGUACAAUGUACAUACAAACCUACAAAUGAAGCCAUAUGAUAAUUAUCAACAACCAGUUGCUCAUACAUGAAUAAUCGAACAAGGACAGGGGAGAGAAAUAAAAGCGUUAAUUCAACAUUUAGAAGAUGUAUCAUCAAGCAAAAAAAAAAGAAGCAUAAAAUCGAAGCGCUAUCACGUGUCAUCCCGUUCACUUGAUAUUAUUAUCAUAAUUAUUACUAUAAUUUCAACGGUACAAAUAAAAAUGUAUUUA